AUGGCAGAUCCGUCGUCCAACUUCGCUGCUCCGUAUACUUACCAGUAUACGCAGUCUGCGGGGUGUAUCCCCACGACCACGAGUUUGAACCAGCUCGCGCCGAUCUACACGCCGUCGCCGUCGGGCGCGUUCCGUGCGAGCUCGCAAAGUUCAGGCUCCUCCCCUGAUGGAGGAAGAGGACAAGGCUGGACAAGUUUGUCAGGCACAGGCUAUGACACGCCCAUUUGCUCCUCGGGGCCUUGCGGGAACGCGGGGUGCUACAGCGCGCCCGCGGCUCCGCACUUUGCAGGCGAGCUGCAUCCUCUGAUCCCGAGCAAGUUCAAGUAUGCAUUUCCGCGCAACAAGAUCCUGAAACACAGAAGCUACGAAGUUUUAGCCAUAGAAGAAGGUCCAAAGGACGUCCGCAACAGUUCCUACGGUCGUUCGGUGUACGGGGCUGACGAAGUGCUGGGCCGAGUGAAGAGACCGUAUCGGAAAAAGACGAUCUUUGGAAUUGCACGGCGAACGGAUGCAAACCACACUCACAAGCAGGAAUUCGCGGGAAUCGUGGGAAGGGGGUCGGGACUUCCUUCAGGGCAGGUGUCGAGACUUCCGUCGGACCCCAACCGGGCGUGGUCGGCCACCAAAAAGAUGGACAGAGCGACUUUGUCCGAGAAUGCAAAAACCAGUCAGGACGCGAAGAAGUCAAAGGGAUGGAUGCGCAAUUGGCAGUGCUUCUUGUGCACCAGUGCCGAUUAUGUUAGCACCGAACAAGCGGCGCUGGAAGAGCAAAACGAACAUUUAGACGAGGCCCUCACUGAAUUUCAGGAGACGAAUCGCAUCCAAGCCAUCCGACUCUUUGAAACAGAGAAUCAACUUGAAAAGAAGAACGAGGCCUUGGAACAGCUCCAGUUGCAGUUGGAGUACGAGACGGCUGAGCUGAAAAAGAAGAACAUGGCCCUCGAAAAAGGGUCGAAAAUUGCGGAGGACUCCCUCAACGAGCUACGCGAGAAGGUCGUGAAGACGAUUGAGACUGUGUGCACCAUCCGCGAGAGCGCCGACACCUCCGAGCUCGAUGCGGUCCUCCGCGACUUUUGCUUCGAGGUAGCAAACGUCCUGAACGCAGCACGGGAGUCCGGUGUGCCCGGCCCGACCAUUAUUAUCCCGGCGGCGUCACCCUUGAAUCAGCUCGGCUCGCCGUCGGCUGCAGGGCCCGUUCGACGGAAGGUUGUGAAGAAGGGGGGCAAGGCCAAGAAGGGACUGAAGAAAAAGGGCAAAGGAGGCAAGAAGAAGGCUGUCGGGAAGAAAAAGAAGGGGGCCAAGGCAGGCGGCGCGAGAAAAGGCAAGGCCAAGGGGAGCGGGGUCAAAGGAACGAAAGGGAAGAAGGCGAAAGGCGCUUCGGGAGCUAUCAAAAAGAAGGCAAAGUCCGGGCGGAAACCGGCCAAGACCGUGGCACGUCGAGCGAAAGUGGUGAAGAAAAAGGGCAAUUCAGAGUCCAUCUCGAGCGGAGUUUCGGUCCCAGUUAUGCUCGGAUAUGAUGUGGCCGUGCCCCAGAGCUCGUCCCCCUAUCUCCUGCAACAGAUUUCCCAGAUGCAGCAUCAGAGCGGCGAACGACCGAGCCUUCCUUCAAGCACUCACUCCUCCAGAGCGAGCGCCCCUCAACAGCUCGGCGUGGCAGGUAUCGGCACAGCCAGCAGUCUGCAGUUCCUUUUGUAUCCGGGCUUUCUCGAGUCACAGUCUAAAAAUCUGGGAACGGCAAGCGAACUUCACCAGAGUCCCUCAACCGCCAAAGGGAGCCUUCAGAGCGAACCCCAACACCUGCCCUCGGAUCCCAUUUCGUUGGCGAACUUGAUGAUCGACAAGCAACUUGCGGCCCGGGUGCUCGACUCCCCAGCCACCACUGUGUAUCAGUGUGAAGUUUCGAGCGUCCACAGCGAGUCCCACCCAGAGAAGGCGCCUCCUGAAGCAUUGGAUGCCCCAAAUACACGUCUCAUCUCGGUGUAG
Molecule: messenger RNA, 1983 nt
Organism: Neospora caninum
Lineage: Eukaryota; Apicomplexa; Conoidasida; Eucoccidiorida; Sarcocystidae
Exons: 4
Coding region: 1-1983 (660 amino acids)
Source: RefSeq, a predicted model, not a curated record